AUGUUUAAAUAAAUAAUGUGGAGCAAAGAAUAGAACAGAAGAAAAAAUAUCAGAUAUUCAUAUGAUAUUUUCCCUUAACUUGAUAUUGAAAGUAAUUCUGAUUUAGUUAAUUACGAUUUACAUGCUUUUGUUGUUCAUUUGGGUUCUUAAAGUAAUAAAGGGCAUUACAUUACUUAUUUAAGAAAUUUAAAACAUGGGACUAAUAAAAAUUGGAAUCUUUUAGAUUACGGUAUGAUUAUUAAUUUAAAUACCAAUGACGCUAAUGAAAUAGCAAAAAAUUUUGCAGAAUCUGAAACGCCUUACAUGCUCUUCUAUGUAAAUAAAGCAGAGAAAAAAUUAGAUUUAGAAAAAAAUACAGGAGAUGCCAGUGUUUUAAAUAAAGCUCGAUAAUAGAAUGGAUAUUUUUAUGAGGUAAAUUCAUAAUCUGAUUAAAAAUAAUAAUUACAAUGCUCAAAUAUAAACUAAAGUUUUAGAGGUCCUUGUGGAGGAAAGACAACAGGACUUGUCUAUAUCCAAGAAAAAAUGCGAGAAUAUGGUUUUUAAGUAUUUAUAGUUCCUGAAGCAGCUACAUUAAUAGCAAAUGGAGGAGGAAUGCUUUGUAUGGACAAAUACAAUAAAACAUAAUAAAUUGCUUUCCAAACAAAUUUGUUAAAGUUAUAAAUUCGCCUAGAAAACGUAAUGGUAUCAAUUGCAAAUUUGACAAAAAAAAAUUCUAUUAUACUUUGUGAUAGAGGUCUUAUGGAUGGAUCAGCCUAUAUGGAUUCUCAAGAUUGGAAAUAAAUGCUCGAUAUGAAUAGUUUAAAUGAAGUUCUUAUGAGAGAUGAUAGAUAUGAUUUGGUUUUGCAUCUAGUUACUGCUGCAGUUGGGGCUAAAUAGUUUUAUAAUUAAAGAAACUCUGCAAGACAUGAAACUGUUGAAGAAGCAGAACGUAUAGAUCAAAGAACUUAAUAAGCUUGGUUAGGACAUCCAAAUCAUUAAAUUAUAGAUAAUAAUGCAAAAAAUUUUGAAGAAAAAUUACAAAAAAUGCUAAAAUUAGUCAAAAAAUGUGUUGGUAUUGAAGCUUCUGAAAAAAAAUACACUAGAAAGUUUUUACUUAAAUAAUAUGAAAAUUUAGUUCCUAAUCUUCCUUCAGAUUUAAUUACUUAAAGAUUUUUUAUUGAUGAUAUAUUUCUUGAUUCAGAUAAAAAUGUAGAUAAAGAAAAUAGAUAAUUUAGAAAAAUAAGAAAAAGAGGUUAGAAUUAAAAUUAUGUAUAUAUACUUUCGGCAGUUAUUACUUAAAAAUAAUAAUAAUAAUCAUAAAUCUAAUACAAAAAAUUGCUAAGUUAUAAAGAAUAUGCUUUAAUGUUAAGUAAUGCAGAUCCAAAAAGAAAUAAUUUACUUACUAUAAGAAAUAUCUUUAUGUAUUAGAAUAAUAGAUUUAUGCUUGAUACUUAUUUGAAUGUCAAAGAAGGUUUCAGUAUUUUGAAAGUUCUUUUAGAAAGUGAAAAUUAAAAAUUCCAAUUACCUCCUUUUUUAGAUAUUGUUUCAGAAGUUACAAAUGACUAAGGAUAUAAAAGAUCUUAUAUUUCUAAAAAAGAUUGGUAUUUUUCAUAAUAAGAUGAAAAGUUAAUUUAGAAAAAAAUAUUGAAUAGUAUUUUAUAUGUUAUCUAUUUAGAUUUUUAAUCUAACUUUAUUUAAAAAAAAAAUAUUUUAAAUAAAUUAUCAUUACUUUAUUUUUAUUCUUUUGUUUUUCUUAUUAAUGUAGUUAAAUUAUAUUUUUAUAUUUAAUUUUAAUUAAAUGAUUAUUUCUAUAAUUAUUGUUUUAGAAGUUUUAUUCUGAUUUUAUAAUUUAAUAAAGAAAUAAGAAACAAAGAUUACUUAAUAAAAAUUUUGUUAAUAGAAUCCUAAAAUUUAAACGAUUCUAAAGACAAAAAAAAAAUUAAAUAUACAAAACUAUAAAAAUAAUAUAUUUUGUAAAAAAUAAUAAUUUUAUUUAAAUGA
Molecule: messenger RNA, 1980 nt
Organism: Ichthyophthirius multifiliis
Lineage: Eukaryota; Ciliophora; Oligohymenophorea; Hymenostomatida
Exons: 6
Biological process (GO): protein deubiquitination
Molecular function (GO): phosphatidic acid binding; GTP binding; cysteine-type deubiquitinase activity
Source: RefSeq, a predicted model, not a curated record